Molecule: messenger RNA, 444 nt
Organism: Aspergillus aculeatus ATCC 16872
Lineage: Eukaryota; Fungi; Ascomycota; Eurotiomycetes; Eurotiales; Aspergillaceae
Exons: 1
Coding region: 1-444 (147 amino acids)
Cellular component (GO): plasma membrane; fungal-type vacuole
Source: RefSeq, a predicted model, not a curated record
AUGGUCCGGGGUAUUAUCUUCCAGCUCGUAUUCGUGGGACUGGUCGUCGACUUCGUGCUGCGCCUGUCCAAAAGGGGCCGGCCGCAGGCCCUGUGGUCCAACCGGCCCCUGCUUUUGCUUGGUGGCGCGACCGCGCUCUCGCUGCUACUGAUCUAUAUUCGGAGUGUGUACCGGACGAUUGAGCUGCUACACGGAUGGACGAGCUCGACGAUGCAUAACGAGAUGUUGCUGAUCGGGCUGGACGGCGCGAUUAUGGUCCCCGCCUUUUCGGUUUAUAACCUGCUUCAUCCGGGGUACCUGUUGCCGAAGGUACAGCGGGAGGUCGGGUACCUUGACGCUCGGGGGUUGCAGAUGGAAAUGGAGGCGGUUAAGGAUGGUCGGUACCAGAUAGUCGAGGUGGAGGGUGGAAAGGAUGACUCUGUUACGUUGCUGGACAGGAGCUGA